Molecule: messenger RNA, 3453 nt
Organism: Jaculus jaculus (lesser Egyptian jerboa)
Lineage: Eukaryota; Metazoa; Chordata; Mammalia; Rodentia; Dipodidae
Gene: Mybl1
Product: MYB proto-oncogene like 1
Exons: 16
Coding region: 242-2497 (751 amino acids)
Biological process (GO): regulation of DNA-templated transcription
Cellular component (GO): nucleus
Molecular function (GO): DNA-binding transcription factor activity, RNA polymerase II-specific; RNA polymerase II cis-regulatory region sequence-specific DNA binding
Source: RefSeq, a predicted model, not a curated record
CUGGCCGGGCCGGGCCGGAGCUAAGAGGAAGGAGUCGGGGUCGGGGGUCGGACGGUCGCGGUCCGUCCCUGUGUCCCUCCGUCCUGUGUGGUCCAGUCGAGGGCCUGCGUUCCGUACCCGGCCGGGCCGCUUCGUGGGGAAGGAGCGAGGGGAGGCGCGCGGGAGAAGGAGCUUUUCGCCCGAGGCUGGAGGAGGCUGACCUGCGUCCCCGCCCAGCCUGCGCCUAUGCGGUACCUGAAGGAUGGCGAAGAGGUCGCGCAGUGAGGAUGAGGAUGAUGACCUUCAGUACGCUGAUCAUGAUUAUGAAGUACCACAACAAAAAGGACUAAAAAAACUCUGGAACAGAGUGAAAUGGACAAGAGAUGAGGAUGAUAAGUUAAAGAAGUUGGUUGAACAACAUGGAACUGAUGAUUGGACUCUAAUUGCUAGUCAUCUGCAAAAUCGUUCUGAUUUUCAGUGCCAGCAUCGAUGGCAGAAAGUUUUAAAUCCAGAAUUGAUAAAGGGUCCUUGGACUAAAGAAGAAGAUCAGAGGGUUAUUGAAUUAGUUCAGAAGUACGGACCAAAAAGGUGGUCUUUAAUUGCAAAACAUUUAAAAGGAAGAAUAGGCAAGCAGUGUAGAGAAAGAUGGCAUAAUCAUCUGAAUCCUGAAGUGAAGAAAUCUUCCUGGACAGAAGAAGAAGACAGGAUCAUCUAUGAAGCACAUAAGCGGCUAGGAAAUCGCUGGGCAGAAAUUGCCAAACUCCUUCCUGGAAGGACUGAUAAUUCUAUCAAAAAUCACUGGAAUUCUACUAUGCGAAGAAAAGUGGAACAGGAGGGCUACUUACAAGAUGGAAUAAAAUCAGAACGAUCUUCUUCAAAACUUCAACACAAACCUUGUGCGCCUAUGGACCAUUUGCAAACCCAGAAUCAAUUUUACAUACCUGUUCAGAUUCCUGGAUAUCAAUAUGUAUCAUCUGAAGGAAAUUGUGUAGAACAUGUUCAAACUUCUGCCUUUAUUCAGCAACCCUUUGUUGAUGAAGAUCCUGAUAAGGAAAAGAAAAUAAAGGAACUUGAGUUGCUUCUUAUGUCAGCUGAGAAUGAAGUUAGAAGAAAGCGAUUUCCAUCCCAACCUGGAAGCUUUUCUAGCUGGUCUGGUAGUUUCCUCAUGGAUGAUAGCAUGUGUAACACUACACAUAACCUUGAGGAACAUACAACUGAGUUUUACAGUAUGGAUGAAAACCAGACGGUUUCUACGCAACAGAAUUCCCCCACGAAGGUCCUGGCUGUAGAGGCAAAUGCUGUACUAUCUUCUCUACAGACUAUACCAGAAUUUGCAGAGACCCUAGAACUUAUUGAAUCUGAUCCUGUAGCAUGGAGUGAUGUUACCAGUUUUGAUCUUUCUGAUGCUGCUGCUUCUCCUGUCAAGUCCACACCAGUUAAAUUAAUGCGAAUUCAACACAAUGAAGGAGCUAUGGAAUGUCAAUUCAACGUCAGCCUUGUACUUGAAGGGAAAAAGAACAGUUGUAAUGGUGGAGAAAAUGAGGCCAUUCCUUUAACAUCCCCAAAUGUGGUCAAGUUUAGCACUCCACCAACUAUCCUCAGAAAGAAGAAGAGAAUGCGAGUAGGCCAGUCUCUAGGCAAUGAACUUAAUGAUGGCUCAUUCGGUGAUGGCAGUCAUUCAGCACUAAAACACACACCAGUAAAAACACUACCAUUUUCUCCUUCUCAGUUUUUUAACACAUGUCCUGGAAAUGAACAACUUAAUAUAGAAAAUCCUUCAUUUACAUCAACCCCCAUUUGUGGACAGAAAGUUCUCAUUACAACUCCUCUUCAGAAGGAAACAACUCCCAAAGAUCAAAAGGAAAAUGUAGGGUUUAGAACACCUACCAUCAGAAGAUCUAUAUUGGGUACCACACCAAGAACUCCUACCCCCUUUAAAAAUGCACUUGCUGCUCAGGAAAAAAAAUAUGGACCUCUUAAAAUUGUGUCCCAGCCACUUGCCUUCUUGGAAGAAGAUAUUCGAGAAGUUUUAAAAGAAGAAACUGGAACAGACAUAUUCCUCAAAGAGGAAGAUGAACCUGCUUACAAAAGCUGCAAACAAGAGCACACUGCUUCAAUGAAGAAAGUCAGAAAAUCACUAGCCUUAGAUAAUUGGGAAAAAGAAGAAUCAGGCACCCAACUGUUAGCUGAAGACAUUUCAGACAUGCAGUCAGAAAAUAUACUUACAACAUCUUUAUUAAUGAUACCAUUAUUGGAAAUACAUGACAAUAGGUGCAACUUGACUCCUGAAAAACAAGAUAUAAAUUCAACCAACAAAACAUAUACACUUCCUAAAAUGAAACCAAACCCUAACACUUCUAAAGUUGUCAAAUUGGAAAAGAAUCUUCAGUCCAAUUGUGAAUGGGAAACAGUGGUGUAUGGGAAGACAGAAGACCAACUUAUCAUGACUGAACAAGCAAGAAGAUACCUGAGUACUUACACAGCUACCAGCAGCACUUCAAGAGCUCUAAUACUGUAGUUGUUACUGAAUUUGAUGAAAUGCCCCUCCCUUACUGUAUUUUAUGUUAAAUUAGGUUGCAAUGAAAUUUUUCUUAAUUCUUUAGUAAGUUUUAAUACACCCCUAACAGUUUUCAUCUCUUCUAAAUUGGGUAUGUACAAAGCUAAUGAGUUGCUUAAGUAAGGGGUAGGCAAAUUCAUUAUUCAUAUUUUAAGAUAUAUUUUUUUAAAAAAUUAAAAGAACAAAAUGAGAAAAUAAGAAUGUUCAUGGGUAUUCUAAAAGUAAAUUCUCACAUAUUUUCUUCACAAGAUAAAUGGUCGCUAUUCUCUUGAGGCUAUAUAUAUGUAUUAUUUUUGUUAUAAACAAGUGUUAAGUACUUGUUGUUAUCUCUGGUAUUAAUCUGUGUGUGAGAAGCACAGUGGUUUUUAUGAAGUACUUUUGCCCAUAUGCUGAUUUACUCAGACUACCAUUUAUAAAGAAACACAGUGGGAAGGAGUCUAAAGGAAGCUAGGAAGUUGCACUACUAUUUUUUGGAAUUUUUCAGCAACAAAAUUAACUACAGUGUUAAGUAUAUUUAUUUGAGCAUAGUACUUUACAAAGCAUUGAAAUGGGACUUUUCUCAUUAAUAGUCAGUAUUUUCUUCAUAAGUCUCAGAAGAACUGAGAAUUUUGUUGAAUGUAUUGUACAGUAUGUAGGAGCAGGAAGACUUUGUACAUUGGAAAGAAGUCUGUUUUUAUAAUUUAUUUUCAUUUUUAAAGCUUAAAUGUAGAUAUUUAUAUAUACAUAUAUAUAUAUAUAUACAGUGUGUCUAGAAGUCAGUCUAAUUUCCUGUCAUUACAGUUAACGUAGUAAAGAACAGUUUUGACUUUCAAGUAUGAAAUAGUUAUUAUAGCUGCAAAGAAUACAGUAUCUUAUACUGUAUGUCACAUCUACCUAAAUAUUGCACUAUGCCCUUUAAAUCAUGUCGGUUAUAAAGU